Talaromyces atroroseus is the source of this 4104-nucleotide messenger RNA. RefSeq lists its product as hypothetical. The transcript has 3 exons. NCBI's taxonomy places the organism in Eukaryota, Fungi, Ascomycota, Eurotiomycetes, Eurotiales, Trichocomaceae. Gene Ontology annotation, biological process: chromatin remodeling. Gene Ontology annotation, cellular component: nucleus. Bases 1 to 4104 code for a protein of 1367 amino acids. The record is from RefSeq and is a predicted model, not a curated record. Gene Ontology annotation, molecular function: histone H3K9 demethylase activity; histone H3K36 demethylase activity.
AUGGCGAACGCUGAGAACCAGAAGGCGUCCGCGCUGAACUCCCUUCACUCGGUCGAAACAAACAUCACACCCCCAAACAGCGCCGAUGGUAAGAAAAAUGCUUCCGAAGGUGUUCCCUCAGAAUUGUCGGACCUCGACUUGGACCAUAAUGCAGCAGCGCCAUCUGUGGAGGCUGUUGAACAGGACAUCGAGCCGGAUUACUUCUACGAGGGAGGAAGAAUACCCGUCUUCAAGCCGACUAUGGAUCAAUUUCGCGACUUCCAGGCUUAUGUUCAGAAAAUUGACAAGUACGGCAUGAAGUCCGGUAUAGUCAAAGUGAUCCCGCCGCAAGAAUGGAGGGAUUCUCUCCCAGCACUUGAUGAAGCUGUCAAGAGCAUUCGGGUCAAGAAUCCAAUUAUGCAGGAAUUCCAUGGCGCCCACGGUACCUACACUCAGGCCAACAUCGAGAAGCAGCGAUCAUAUAACCUCCCACAAUGGAAAGCCUUGUGCGAGGACGGUAGCCACCAGCCCCCUGCAAGACGAGGCGAGCGUCGCCGCAACCAAGAGAAAGUUCCUCGCCCCGCCAUUGUCAAGUCUCAAACCGUUCGGUCAACCUCCCAAAAGCGCGGACCAGGUCGUCCACCGAAAAGAGCGAAAGAGCCCAAGAUUAAAGAAGAAUCGCCUGCGGAGGAUCGGUCGGAGAGAUCACGAUUAGAAGGCCCGCCGACGCCGGUAUCCCCAGAAUCAAACCCAAUCGAGACUAAAACGGAGGAUCUCAGUGACGGAGAGGAGCUUCCGGCUGCGAAACGUAAAGGGAGACAGCCGAAAUCCGUAUCGUCGCGAAGGAAGCACAACCAUGGCGAGGCCAUGGAUCAAAUUGACGAAGAGGCUUUCAAGGACUUUGAUUACCGCAUUCACGAUAACGAUGAAUACACCGCCGAGAGAUGCGAUGAGUUGGAGACUGCCUACUGGAAAUCGCUAAUGUUCAAUAACCCUAUGUACGGGGCCGAUAUGCCUGGAUCGCUCUUCGACGAAUCAACCACGUCUUGGAACGUAGCAAAGCUGCCCAAUUUGCUCGACGUUUUGGGCCAGAAAGUGCCUGGUGUCAACACGGCCUAUCUAUAUCUCGGGAUGUGGAAAGCGACCUUUGCCUGGCAUCUGGAGGACGUGGAUUUAUACAGUAUCAACUAUAUUCAUUUUGGUGCCCCGAAACAGUGGUACAGCAUUUCUCAGGAGGAUGCUCCACGGUUUGAAGCGGCCAUGAAGAGUUUUUGGCCAAGUGAUGCGAAGAAUUGCGACCAAUUCCUCCGCCACAAGACAUACUUGGUUUCCCCCAGCAUUCUGAAGUCCCGAUUUGGCAUCUCCGUAAACAAAGUUGUUCACUAUGAGGGCGAGUUUAUGAUCACGUAUCCAUACGGAUAUCAUUCUGGGUUUAACCUGGGGUAUAAUUGCGCUGAGUCGGUCAAUUUUGCCACUGAAAAGUGGCUGGACUAUGGACGCAUGGCGAAGAAAUGCAACUGCGAGUCCGACAGCGUCUGGAUUGACAUUGCAGAUAUUGAGCGGAAGCUGCGAGGCGAGCCCACACCGAACUACUAUGAUGACGAUGACAUUGAUAGUUAUCUCAGUGAGCUCGAUGGUGCCUCUGAUCUUCUCACUCCGCCUCGUAGUGUGCCCGAGAAAUCUGGUCGUGGUAGGAAGCGCAAGCUGGAGGGUGGUGAACCGCGCUCGAAGCGUGUCCGCAUCCAGAACCACGACGUUCGAAAGAUUCCCUGUGUUCUGUGCCCUAAUGAUAUGGAUUAUGAAGAUCUGCUGCCCACAGAAGAUGGCAAAUCGCAUGCACACAGACGGUGUGCCACUUACAUUGAAGAAACGACGAUUCUCCGCGAUGAGUCUGGACGGGAAGUUGUUUGUGACAUUGACAGGAUCCCUAAAGCCCGCCUGGGCCUUAAGUGCUUGUUCUGCCGCGAAGUGCGCGGGGCGUGCUUCCAGUGCAACUUCGGGAACUGUACGCGGGCGUACCACCCCACCUGUGCCCUUCUGGCUGGAGUGCAGGUUGAGUUUGGGUCAAUCCUGGUGAUCGCAGACAGUGGCCAGCAGUACUAUGUGCCUAGCGUUGACCUGAAGUGUAAAUAUCACCGGCAGAAGCGGCUUGGUCCGUCGGAGACGCCUGACGAAAGCCGCAAGGUGCUCCAGGCGGCCAGUCGGCUGUCGAUGGGCGACCUGCUGCAGUUCCAAGCAGACAAGGAGAUCAACGGCGCCAUCGUGCUGGAAAACCGGCCUGUCGAGCGCAUGCUGAGGCUCAAGGUGCUUCCCCGCGGCGACAUCCUCGAGCUGCCGUACCGGUGGAUUCUCGUCGUCCGCAAGACCAACUUCGCACCGCUGCCUCCAGGCACGCAGCCAUUGCCUGCGCACCUGGUGCGCAAAGCUGAGACGCGCCGGGAUCCGUCAGGGACGGCGCCGUUGCCGGGCACUCCGUUUGGCGACGCCAACGCGCGCUUCCAGUGGGCGGAAUUCGAGGCAGCACCGCUGCCGCGCGAGGCGAUUGGCGUGCCGGUCGACAUUGCCGGCGGCAGGGCCGAGCAGCUGUGGUAUUAUCUGGGAGAGUCGUCGACGGAAUGUAGGGCACAGUUCACGCACAACCCUAGUGUGACGGUCCACAAUCCGCGGUCGAAUUUCUUGGAGAGCGCAAAGGCUAGCGCGGGCCGCUUUCGCCUGCCCCCCUCCUCCUCGGGCACUGCUCCCCCCCACCACCUCCAUGCCCCUCCAAACACAACGCUUCCUCGUUCUUCUUCGUCAUUGCAGCGCCGCUCCCCAAACACUGCAAUGACUCCUGCCUACCGACACCUGCCGCACCAUCACACCACAAAUGCCAAUUCCACCGCUCAUUUCUUCCCUGCCAAUGCCGUGCGCGCCAACCCCUAUGCUGGCUUCCAGAAGCCCCAGCCCGACCCGCCGACGAAUACCUUUGCCAAUGUGCGCGAGUUGAUCGCUCGCCGCCGCCUGGCGCAAAUCACCGAGCACGCAAAUGUUUUCGCCGGGUACAGAAUCGUCAGCCCCGAGCUGGUCGUGGAAACCCUCUUGGGACCCAUGGGCUCUGUGCCGCCUCCAAACGCCAUGGAAAAAUUGGAAUUGGCCAUGGCCCAGCAACGUGUCCAGCCGAGGGCCCUGGAUGGCACCCUGCUGCCGCCUCAACCGCUCAACAUGCGGUCGGAAGAGGUCACCCGCUUACUGCAAAUGCUACGCUUCUCCAUUGUCAGCCAUCGCGAACGCCUCGACGUUAUUCCCAAGCGAGAGUCCGACUACCCCAAACAAGAGCCAUUCGAUCGCCCGAACUACGCCGCCGGUCGGGUGGCUGGGAGGUACGCGUAUCUGGAGCAACAACAGGCCCAGACGCCGACCGUGUAUCGAUCCCCAUACGAGUCGCCCUUUGGAGUGUCGGAAUGGGCCAAGAAGGAAUACAAUCUUGUCGAAGAGGAGCCGGCCUCCAAACCGUCGCUGGCCAACGACUAUUUCGCGUCGUUAUCACCGGCCGACCAGGAAAAAAUCGUCAAGGCCUGUGGCAGCUGGGUGCAGGAACGCAUUGUGGAACGACCGCCCAGCCACAGCCGGCAGAGUUCGACGUCGAAUUUCCGCCUGUCGACAGUUCUUGCCCAACAGAACGACAAUCCGACCAUCGACAUCACCGCUGUCGAUGAUUUGCCGAUGAAUGGCAUGGAUCGGUUAGAUCGGCUCGAUCGCUUGGAUUUCCCACUACAUGCCGACUCACCGGCGUCUAGCUUCAGUCGCCCUCACUUGGUCGGUUUCCCAUCACCGCAUGACUUCAACAGUCAUGGGGAUCAUGAUUCCUCUAUUGUUCCUCGACAUCUCUCAGACCAUCACGACCUUUUCGGAGACCAACAAGCCAAUACUCGAUUCUGGCAACACGGGCCUUGGGCUCCAGCCGGUGACGGAACAACGCCUAUAGAGGAAAACCGACCGUUCUUUGGGCCUCACGAACGACUUAAACAUGACUACGCCUCCUCUGAACUCUCUCUAGGGCGGGGUCCCGGAUCCCUUCACUCGGUUGACAUGGCUGGGUUUGGUAUGGAUACUACGGAAGAUCUUUGCGAUGCCCUCAGCCCUUGA